UGAUGCUUGUGGGCGGACACUGACUGUGCUGACACUCUGAUCAAAAGGAAAUUUGAUGUCAGAUCAUCUUCGUACUUUGGAAAUUUGAGGUGUGCAGCCUAAACUUCUUCAGCUGAAAAACCAUGGGAGACUGGGGUUUUCUCUCCAAGCUACUCGACAAAGUGCAAUCGCACUCCACAAACAUCGGUAAAGUUUGGUUGACGGUGCUUUUAAUCUUUCGGAUCAUGGUGCUUGGGGGAGUCGAUAAAGUCUGGGGUGAUGAGCAGUCCAACAUGGUGUGCAAUGUAAAUACGCCAGGCUGCAAGAACGUGUGCUAUGAUAAGGAGUUUCCGAUCUCUCACAGUCGCUUCUGGGUUCUCCAGAUCAUCUUCGUGACCUUACCGACGCUGGUCUACCUGGGCUAUGCCCUGCAUGUGAUCCACAAAGAGGACAAACUGAGGCAGAAGUGUGAUCAGAACAAAGGAACCAAACUCCCCAAAUACACAGAUGCCAGAGGAAAGCUUCAGUACAAAGGGAAUCUCCUGCGCAUCUAUGUUUCUUGUCUAGUAAUGACCAUUUUGUUUGAAGCAGGCUUCAUCGUGGCUCAGUACUUCAUUUAUGGCUUUGUGAUCAAAACCAAGAUUAUAUGUAACAAGGAUCCAUGUCCUCAUGCCAUUGAGUGCUUCAUAUCACGUCCAACCGAGAAGACCAUCUUCAUCUUGUUCAUGCUGGUAGUAGCGUGUGUGUCAUUGUUAUUGAAUAUAGCAGAGAUUUUUUAUCUGAUCUGUCGGGCUUCUAUGUGUAAAAAGCAACAUGAACAUAAAUAUGUUACUAAAGAGACACAUUUUUGAAAUGAAAAGGAAAUGAGUUAUAAUGCACUACUUGGAGAAUAAGUGGUGUGACUACACCAAGACAAUUAUAAUAAUAAUUACUGCACUGAAUAGGUACAGAACUGUAAAUAUGUCAUACUGUCACACUGAUCACACAAAAUAAUUUUGAUUUAUGUUCCUUUUUCUUUAUUCUUAGUGAUGGGAAUUCUGAUUCUUUUUAGUAAGUCAUUUGUCUCAGGUCACAAAUAUGAAUAGAAAAACGACUCGUAUUUGAAAUAUCUGAGUUGCAUUUAACAGGAUAUAUUUAAAUAAUUGAUUAGUCUCCUCUAAUACACCUGAGAAUGUAAAGUAUGUGAUGGGGAUUCUCUUUUUAUUCUUAUUGUUUUUUUGUUAUUAAGUGAUUCAGGGAAUCAUUUGUUUCAGGUCACCUAUAAGAAUCAACUCUUUUGACUAUAUAAAUCUAUUUAUAUAAGUGAUUAUUCUUUUCUAAUAUACUUGACUGCAUGAAGUAGGUUUUUAACAUGCAGCACUGAAAGUCAUGCACUCAGCUGAGAGUUGAAAACAUGACUAACGAACCAGCUCACAUUUUGAAAAGAGGUUUCCAUGGAUGUAUGUUUGAUUGUAUUACACUGCAUGAAUAACAUCAUUACCUACAUGUACAAAAAGAAAAGAAACGUCUCAUGCCUGUAUUAGUGGCUCCAAAAUUCACUUGAAAGAGUCAAAUGAAAGAGUUGACUCGUGACUCGUGAAUAAAUCCUAAUUUUGUUAUUACAUUCAUUUUUUACUAUUUUCUUAUCACAUUCAUGCCAACUGAUAUUUUAUUAAUCAUUUAAAAAAUCUUUUAUUUGUUUUCUUGAUUUUCUACACACCUUCUACCAAUAUCAUAGUAGACUUUCCCUUUUAUUUAAAAUGUAUUAUGUAAU
Molecule: messenger RNA, 1732 nt
Organism: Tachysurus vachellii
Lineage: Eukaryota; Metazoa; Chordata; Actinopteri; Siluriformes; Bagridae
Gene: gja12.2
Product: gap junction protein alpha 12.2
Exons: 2
Coding region: 123-830 (235 amino acids)
Biological process (GO): cell communication
Cellular component (GO): connexin complex
Source: RefSeq, a predicted model, not a curated record